Messenger RNA from Paramacrobiotus metropolitanus, 1697 nucleotides. Its product is annotated as calbindin-32-like. The record is from RefSeq and is a predicted model, not a curated record. The transcript is spliced from 11 exons. Gene Ontology annotation, cellular component: dendrite; cytosol; terminal bouton. The coding region runs from base 318 to 1379 and encodes 353 amino acids. Gene Ontology annotation, molecular function: calcium ion binding. Gene Ontology annotation, biological process: regulation of presynaptic cytosolic calcium ion concentration; regulation of long-term synaptic potentiation. Lineage: Eukaryota; Metazoa; Tardigrada; Eutardigrada; Parachela; Macrobiotidae.
CCACCAAACACUACUGUUGAUUAAAGUUUUCAGCUUGGAUUGCGUUAUUGCACUAUGUACGGUAUGCACUAUACAGGCGCAAUCCACACCUACGGCGACGUGACGUGUUUCGACCAAGCACAAUAAUAAUUUUUACCGCGACCAGACAGUUGUGUUGUUCGAUCGGUGCACACUAGAGCAGCGCCGUCGUCGGCAGAAUAAUAAUUGUGUUCAUUUGUUGGGCGGCAUAACUGCACCGUUGGGAAUUCUUGCGCGUCGAACGAGUUGCACGUUUACUUCCUUCCAUAAUAAUUAUUACUUGAUAUCCAUCAGCUACCAUGCCGGUUCGUCGUAUCGAGGAUCCCAACCGGAAGGGCGGACGCGCCAGGAGCUACAUUGACAACAAACUCCGCACCAAGAAUGGCGAAUUGGUCCCGCUCAGCGCCGACGCAUUCCAGCAGAUCUACCUGCAUUAUGACCGAGACGGGAAUGGUUAUUUGGAGCGCGAUGAAAUUGACAAAUUUCUUAAGGACUACCUGAAUUCUUCCUUAAUUGGCCUCGGGGAGCAAACCCGUGUUACGGAUGAGGAAGCUCAAGAACUCCGAGGAAUGUUUAUGGAAGAAUUCGACGAAAACAAGGAUGGCCGCAUUUCCCUUCGGGAGCUGACAUCGAUUCUGCCGGUAGAGGAGAGCUUUUUCGUUAUGUUCCGCCACGAUAAUAAAUGGGAAAAGGGUACCGAUUACAUGAAGAUUUGGAAAAAAUACGACCGCGACAUGAGUGGAUACAUCGAGAUUGAUGAAUUGAAGACAUUCUUACGAGAUGUUGUGCAAAGAGCAAAUCCAAACCAGCCCGUUAAAGAAGACCGUCUUGACGAAUACACCCGCAUGAUUAUGGAAGCCUACGAUACCAACAAAGAUGGGAAACUCGGAAUGUCGGAAUUAGCAAAGUUACUGCCGCCGGAGGAAAACUUCGUGCAACGAGUUCUUGACAAGGCCAUAUCGUUGCACAAAGUCAGCUCUUCCGAUGUGGAACAAAUUCUCAACAAAUAUGAUAAAGACAACAGCGGCACACUGGAAGGCAAUGAAUUGUCCAACUUGGUGCGGGAAAUUUUAUCGGUGACCCAGUCGUACUACAACGCCAGCGAUGUGUAUGAGAUGGAGCAAGCUCUUCUGAAAGGGUGUGAUGUCAACAACGACGGACGCAUUGACCGUCGCGAACUGGCGCUGAUUAUCCAGGCCAUCGCCAACUCCCAGACUUCCGAUGACCAUUCGCAUGAGCAGAAAACCGAUUUAGCCCGCCGUGUAUACCAGGGCCGCAAGAGCCAAUACAUACUGUCGUACGUGCCACUGGACGCCGAUUACAGCCAUAAACACGGACAUACCCACCAAGUCCGCCACUGACUUAUGUCCCACAACGGGGGCAGCGUCGCCCAUUGAAUAAUAAUUCUUUAAUGACAAAAUUUCAUUGUUAGUUCCAUCGUACAGCAUGGCAUGAGCGAAAGUGAAUUGAUACCACGACGGAUAACCGCAAAUGUAGCGGAAUACUGUCCACGAUAUUUUCUGUAGCAUUUGGAUUUGUUCUUGUUAAUUUCAUAAUAAUGACAUUAUCGUUUCGAUUUUUUUCUCAGCUAGGGCGGUUUUGGAAGUUUACGCUGUUUUGCCGAUUCUUAUUGUGAAGCAUUUAGGAAGCAUUUAGUAAUAAAAGUACUGCCAAAAAAA